GGGCCCGCCUGCCUGGCACCAGGGCACAGAAAUGACCCUCCCCCACCCCAGGCCCACAGUUGGCAUAGGGCACUGCGAGCAGGGGGUAGGAGGGAGAGGCGGGCAGGACUGCCAGCAUCCUGGUGGGUAGCUGCCAGCCAGGCCGGGAGCCGGUGAGGAGCAGCAGGCCAGCGGCACCAAGCCAGCAGCUGUUGGGGGUAGCAGGGAGGGGGUAUCUUCAGGGACAUUUCUGCCAUUCUCUCUAAGCCCAGCAGGAUGGCCUACUGCUUAGAGGAUAUUGGGGUACCUUUCAUUCCAAGAAUAAGAAAUCCCAGGAGUUUCAUGACAUUUGGUGGCCCACCCAGUUCAUCUCAGAGCUUUCCUGAGUUGCCCCCUGAGGCCCAGGCGGGUCCCACCCAACCAGCCAGGGUAGCAGUAGCUUGCGCAAGGGGUGGGGCGAGGAGCUUCCCAGCAGAUGCCCCCUCCCAGCUCCUUCCUCUUUCGGUGCCUACAGCUCCCCCAAUAUGUCUACCCCUCCUUGGCCAGCUCUGUCCCCCUGGUCACUGGGGUCUGGCAUGAGUGCUGCCCCCUGGCCUGGUUGGCAGGGCUGGCGCCCUGGCGAGGAACUGUGGUAUGUGAGUGGGUUUGGGGUGAGGCUAUGAGGAGGGCGGGUGCCGCCUUGCCCAGCCCCUGAGGGCCCCAGCCUGGUACAAGGUGAAGAGAAUCCGGACAGCUCCCAGAACGGGGCCAGAGCUUACUUGGGUCUGAGGGGGUCUCUUUAUGUUCCCCUAAUCCCACAUACCCUGAGGGGCUGGGACCUAGGCACCUGUCACCCCUGGCACUGACUGUCCAGAGUUCCCCUCCUCCCAAUUUGGCCAAGGCUAUCUUCUGUCCCCUCCCCUCCCUUCUUCCUUCUCCUGGUCCCACCUCCAACAACCUCUCCCAUCGCUCCUCCUCACCUCUGUCCUCCUGGACUGGGCCGCCUACCUUUCCUACCCUCACCUUUUUCCCCUUUUAGGACUGAGUAAGGACAGGCGGGGGUGGGGACAGCUGGGGCUUUGGGCACUGCAGGCAGAGACUCUGGGGCCCUCUCCCACGCUGCCAGUCCUUUUGUAACCCCUCCCUCCAAGCAGGGGGGAGGGGGGCAGCACCAAGAGGGUUAAGGCUGUAGGGGGAGGGGCUGGGCCAGGUCGUGGGCGGCCCCUUUGAAGGAGGGAGCUGGAGUGGGGAACAGUUACCCUACCCCCCCCCCAAGUUAUCCCUCCUCCACCCCUCCCAACGUGCUGCCCCCAGGGGCCAGGAGGAGUUGCCGGCAAGGCCCCUCAGCGUUCAGGAGAAGAUGGGGAGCCCUGAGGAUGACCUGAUUGGAAUUCCAUUCCCAGACCACAGCAGUGAGCUUCUGAGCUGCCUGAAUGAGCAGCGCCAGCUGGGCCAUCUGUGUGACCUCACCAUCAGGACGCAGGGUCUUGAGUACCGAACCCACAGGGCUGUGCUGGCUGCCUGUAGCCACUACUUCAAGAAGCUCUUUACGGAGGGGGGAGGGGGGACUGUUAUGGGAACAGGGGGUGGUGGGACAGCUGCUGGAGGAGCAGGGGCCGGUGUGUGUGAGCUGGACUUUGUAGGGCCAGAGGCCCUUGGUGCCCUGCUCGAGUUUGCCUACACAGCCACACUGACCACCAGCAGCGCCAAUAUGCCGGCUGUACUCCAAGCUGCUCGGCUACUGGAAAUCCCAUGUGUCAUCGCUGCUUGCAUGGAGAUUCUACAAGGCAGUGGGCUAGAAGCCCCCAGCCCAGAUGAGGAUGACUGUGAGCGAGCCCGACAGUACCUGGAGGCUUUUGCCACUGCCACUACCACAGCCUCAACCUCAGGAAUGCCCAAUGGUGAAGACAGCCCUCCACAGGUGCCCCUCCUACCACCGCCACCGCCGCCACCUCGACCUGUUGCCCGCCGCAGCCGCAAACCCCGAAAAGCUUUUCUUCAAACCAAAGGGGCCCGAGCGAACCAUCUGGUCCCCGAGGCCCCCACAGUACUCACCCAUCCCUUGGCCUACGAAGAAGAAGAGAUGGUUGGUAGAGUGGGCAACAGUGGGGGCAGUGGGCUUGGAGACAACUAUAGUCCUCCCGCAGGUGCCGCCUCACCUGCCGAGGGGCCCCUGAACUAUGAAGUCUUUGAAGGUGAGGAAGAGGAGGAGGAGCUGGUAUAUCCCCCAGCCUAUGGGCUAGCACAGAGCAAUGAGCCCUCACUAUCACCAGAGGAGCUGGGCUCAGAUGAGGACCCCAUCGAUCCUGACCUGAUGGCUUACCUAAGUUCGCUGCACCAGGACGCCCUGGCACCGGGCCUGGAUGGCCAAGACAAGCUGGUGCGUAAACGCCGUUCACAGAUGCCCCAAGAGUGCCCGGUCUGUCACAAGAUAAUCCAUGGGGCAGGCAAACUGCCUCGACACAUGAGGACCCAUACUGGUGAGAAGCCCUUUGCCUGUGAGGUCUGCGGCGUCCGCUUUACCAGGAAUGACAAGCUGAAGAUCCACAUGCGGAAGCACACAGGAGAACGUCCUUACUCGUGCCCACACUGCCCAGCCCGCUUCCUGCAUAGCUACGACCUCAAGAACCACAUGCAUCUGCACACUGGGGACCGGCCCUAUGAGUGCCACCUGUGCCACAAGGCUUUCGCCAAGGAGGACCACCUGCAGCGCCAUCUCAAGGGUCAGAACUGCCUGGAGGUGCGUACCCGAAGGCGCCGCAAGGAUGAUGCACCGCCUCACUACCCACCGCCCUCCACCACCACCUCAUCCCCUGCCGGCCUUGACCUCUCCAACGGCCACCUGGACACCUUCCGCCUCUCUUUGGCUCGAUUCUGGGAGCAGUCGGCCACCACGGGACCCCCAGUCACUACACAAGGGCCCCCCGAGGAAGAGGAGGAGGAAGGGACACCUACCACACCACAGGCCGAAAGUGCCAUGGAGUCCUCUUAAAAAGAGAGAUGAAUGGCCAGGCUGGGACAGCACAAGGCCUGGGACACCAUGCCAAGCAGUGGGGAGCACAUAAAACAAGUGGUAUUGGGGUCAGGGAUGCUGAACCUUGUUGGCAUCAAAGUCAAGGCCCUUCCCCCAGAGCUUUCAUUCCAGUUCCAAGCUGAGGUUUUUGGGGCACAAGCUCUCUUGAUUGGGGUAAUCACCCAAGGAGUUAAACAUGAAAUAUAUGUAUGUGUGUGUAUAUAUAUAUAUUAUAUAUAUGUAUGUGUGUGCGUCACACACACAUUCUGCACAUAUAUAUAUAUAUAUACACACACACACACACACACAGUAAAGGUGGAGUCCCUGCCCCCAGCCACUACUGGGGAAUUGAAGCAAUAAUCUAUCUCUGAUUUGUGGGGUCCCACUUCGGCUAUGCGGGUUUCUAGGAGGCUGGGGCUUGGGACCAAAGCCUUGCCCUACUCCCAUGCCCCCUGGGUUUUGGCUGUGUGAGGGGGUGGACUGCCCCUCCCUUCCGAGACCCCUCCUUCCUGGUUUCUGUUCCUUUUUCCUGGCCGUAAAUUAUGCAAAGGGGGGUGGCAAAGGAAGGGUAUGAGGGGGAAACAAGGUGGAGGCUUGAAAGACUAGGGUGGCGGGGGACUGGGCCUGUAAGGACGGAGCCAUCCCAGUCCCCCUCCACCCAGUUCCAACGCUGAGUCAUGGGGUCCUGGAGAAGAGGGCAGGGUGGCCUGAUUGGCUCGCCCGCCCCUGGGGGUAGCAGAAGGGCUCCGCCCAGCUAAGGGAGCUCUCCACCUCUCCCCUCCCGCGUCCUGGGGCAGGGAAUGUCUUGUUCCUGGCGCUCCCUCCCUGGGGCCAGAGGGCAGGGCGGGCCGGGCGUCUUACCCUCUUCUCCUCCCUACCUCCCCGCCCAGGUGCAAGCCGGAGCCGCCUCUGCUGCUUGCUGCCCCUGACUCACGCCGCCCCCGGGCUGGCGGGCGCUGGGUGUGGGAUGGGGUGAGGGGUUGAGGUAGCCUUGUGGGGAGCGGGCACGCUAGCGCCAUCUGGUGGCCAUGCCCUGUAAGGGCGAGCGCCCCCCAGCGAUCACUUUCAGUGAGCUAGCGUCACACUCAGCCAUCCUGGCCUGUGAGCGGGUGCCCCCUUGCCAACACAGUGGCUAGGCAACUCACUUGCCCCUGGGAAAAGUGCGCUGCAGAGCAGACCUAGGGGAAAGGGAACCUUUCCUCAGACCUUGCCUGGCACUCUUAGGACUGAGUCCACCCCCGUUCUGUACAUAGCCUCUUCUGAUGGUCUUAUUGAAAUCCAAUUUCACAUUUUUAACUAUCAAUUUUCCCCGGGGUGGGGAAGAAUCUUCACCUCACCCCUUCCUUGCUGGGUGCUGGACCCCCAUUGCGGCCUGGGCUCUGCCUUGCACUAUUUAACCCUUUGGCCUGGUGGCCCUUCCCCCUCCUGGAAAGGGGCAGGUUCAGGGGCCCGGUGCUCUCCUCUCCCCAUGCACCUCCAUGCCCAUUUGCACAGCUGCCCAGGUACCCCCAACAGUGGGGAGGGGUCACACAGGGAGGGGUGGCGGGACCAGUCCCUGUAUCUAUUUAAAAAGUGAUGUAAUAUAUUAGGAGGGAGGUCAGGUGCCCUGGGCCUCAUCUUAGCAUUUCAGGUGAUAGGGGAGCCCGCGGCUGGAGAAACCUGGGGCUAAGUCCCAGAGAGUGGGGACAGUGGCCUCCACUCUCUCUCCUUGUGGCUUUCCCACUCAGUGCCUUAGUGGGGGAAAGCAUUCCCCCUCCCAUUCCCUUCACCUACCCCUGCCCCCUCCCCCUGCCUCGGGUGUAAGUGACAGGAAGAAAUAAUAAUAAUUUAAGAUUCA
Messenger RNA from Rattus rattus (black rat), 4808 nucleotides. It is a transcript of the gene Zbtb7b, whose product is annotated as zinc finger and BTB domain containing 7B. Gene Ontology annotation, biological process: positive regulation of gene expression; regulation of transcription by RNA polymerase II. Bases 1319 to 2950 code for a protein of 543 amino acids. NCBI's taxonomy places the organism in Eukaryota, Metazoa, Chordata, Mammalia, Rodentia, Muridae. The transcript is spliced from 3 exons. The record is from RefSeq and is a predicted model, not a curated record. Gene Ontology annotation, molecular function: RNA polymerase II cis-regulatory region sequence-specific DNA binding; protein binding; DNA-binding transcription factor activity, RNA polymerase II-specific.